Messenger RNA from Venustampulla echinocandica, 336 nucleotides. RefSeq lists its product as uncharacterized. The transcript has 2 exons. The record is from RefSeq and is a predicted model, not a curated record. The coding region runs from base 1 to 336 and encodes 111 amino acids. Lineage: Eukaryota; Fungi; Ascomycota; Leotiomycetes; Helotiales; Pleuroascaceae.
AUGCCUUCCUGCUCCCGUUGCCGAAAAGACUCUCGUCGUGUCUACGUCGUAUCCGCAGAAUCCGAUCGCUGUUCGAACUACGUCCUAGCAGGUAGUUCGGCGAAGUACGACGUCUGGGGGCCUUCACAAGAUACCCUGGAUAAAGCGGAAGAGAAAGAAAAGGAGGAAAAGGAAACGGAAGCUCGUCGUAAAGCGGAGUCGCAGCAGCUGGCUGCUACGACCGGCAGCCUAAGCAACGACUUUCUUUUCGACUUUGGUUUUCUGCCAGGCCCCGAUAACCCUGUUUGGGAAACCCUUGGUUUUAGUAGAACUCCUCAAAUAUCCGGUAGCAGUUGA